UGCAUUAAAAGAGAAUGGACCCUGUACUCCCGGGUCAUGAUAUACCUAUCAUAAAUAUAAACAAUAGGCCUAAUAUUAAAGUGCAAGGUCGCGAUAUAAUGUAAAUAUGUGGGUCUAUAGGACAUUUCACAUGACUGCAUGCAUGACUUUAAGUCGGAACUCAUGAUCGCGUAGCCAUUCUUACGAAAAAUGGCGUCCAAGCAAUUGCAGCAGAUUUAUCUACUGGCUAUGUUCUUGUUUUUGAUGACUGGAUUGCUGUGUUUUGCUUGUGGAAAAGUUCUUCGCCCGACAUCAUGUCCUUGUUCCAAUCACACGCUGUGUGAGCCGAUUCGAACCAAGGCGGAGAAGGAGGUGGUGGCCUUUUCUGGAAGUGGGGCAUACUGGAAACAUUAUUUCUGGGACAAUAUUACAGCCGUGAUUGUACGGGAGGGAUUUGAUCCGCGGAUAAUGUGCCAUGCUCACUCCAAAGGAGUCAGGAUCGUUAUGAUGGGAACAUUUUCUUUGGAUACCCUAUUCAAUGAGAGCGCCCGCACAGCCUGGAUUGAGCGAACGGUGGAGUCGGCUAUUGGUAAUUUUACCGAUGGAUUUAACAUCGAUUUUGAACAACCAUUAGACAAGUCACAGGCAGGUGUCCUAACUGAGAUGGUCAAACAAAUAAAGGAUGCGUUUUCGAAGGCCAUGCCAUACUCACAGGUGACGCUAGAUUCCCCGUAUACACCGGACUGCAGAAUUUUCAAGCGGUGUUACGACUACCAUGCCAUCGGCGAGAUCGUGGAUUACAUCAUGAUCAUGGCCUACGACGAACUGGACUUCGAUGGCAGGGCGAUGGCCAAUGCACCAUUCAACAAGACAAUCAGAGGUGUUGAAGAUUUCAUCCAGAUCGGUGUUCCCUCGAGCAAACUUGUUCUUAUUGUACCUUGGUACGGCUAUGACUUUCCUUGUUCAACGAUAGAAGAGGGUGACGUAUGCAUGUACAAGAAUCUUUCUGUAAAGUAUCAAAAAGGAUUUGGCGACAUCAUGAAACUCCUGGACAAGUCGACAACAGGUGGGAAGUGGAGUGACUCUUACGAAUCACCUUACUUUGAUUACAAGGACAUUGAAACUGGGCAAACCCACCAAGUAUGGUACGACAACGCAACUAGUCUCGCUCUACGUGUUCAGAUGGCCAAAGAAAAGCAGUUACGCGGGGUAUCUGUGUUCCACGCGGACUGUCUGGAUUACAGCACCCAUCAAAAGGCUGUCAACGAGACUAAUGAAAUGUGGGACGCGUUUAUUGGAGAGUGGCUUGUCUGAAAUCCCAAUAAUACUGUCGCUAUAAAGCUUUCUGCAUUUUGUCUUGCAAGUGUCGUACAAAGUAAAAAAUACCAUUUUCCCCCGAUAUGAAUAUCUUCCAAUUGGAGUCUUGAUUUGAGUUUUUGUAUCCAUGAUAUUAAGGAGUAUAGGCUAACAUGGCUAAUGUGAGCUGGAAGAAUAAAGCUACUUGAACGUAUGUAAUACUUUCUAGA
Messenger RNA from Lytechinus variegatus (green sea urchin), 1505 nucleotides. Its product is annotated as di-N-acetylchitobiase-like. The record is from RefSeq and is a predicted model, not a curated record. NCBI's taxonomy places the organism in Eukaryota, Metazoa, Echinodermata, Echinoidea, Temnopleuroida, Toxopneustidae. The transcript is spliced from 7 exons. Gene Ontology annotation, biological process: carbohydrate metabolic process; chitin catabolic process. Gene Ontology annotation, cellular component: extracellular region. Gene Ontology annotation, molecular function: chitinase activity; chitin binding. The coding region runs from base 190 to 1293 and encodes 367 amino acids.